AUGCUCCUUCGGAGGCUGGAGCUGUGCGUACGCCUGCUGCAGUUCGCCGUGGAGUUAGUCGUCACCGCGGCGGAGGCCGCCGAAGGAGAGAUCCACCGCGGCGACCGCGCCUUGCCGCGGCCUGCGAGGGGCUCGGAGGACGCCCGGCGGGUCUCUGCGAGCGUCCUCACCCUCAUCCUAUGA
Messenger RNA from Spirodela intermedia, 183 nucleotides. NCBI's taxonomy places the organism in Eukaryota, Viridiplantae, Streptophyta, Magnoliopsida, Alismatales, Araceae. The record is from the annotation of a GenBank genome assembly.